AUGAAAAUGUUGACAGAAAUCAACUCUAAUGAUCACACAAUGAACAAUUUCAUUGAUAGUGCUAAAGAGUUUGCCAACUUACUUGGAACGGACCCAGAAGCUGAUUUUAAAAACCACCAUCGUAAAAGAUUAGCUCCUAAACGAUAUGAUUCUAAUGCCACAACUCAAGUUGAAUUCACAAUGCAUUUAUUUUAUAGAAAAGAAUUUAAAAUGGUUCUCGAUACUCUGUUGAAACUAACAAAUGACAAUUUAAAAUCAUGUAUUUCUUCUAUUCAACCAUUAUUUACUUUAUUUUCUCAGCCAUUUAAUAAAAGCAAUAUUUCCUUAGAUAAUGUAAAGAAAUCUAUUUCUUUAUUCCCACCAAGCAGUGUAGGUGCAAGUCUUUUAGAUUAUGAUUUAGUACAAACAGAACUAGAAAUAUUAUUUAGUAUGUUACAAGAAGAUAAAACAUCAUUUAAUUCUUUAAUGGAAAAAGCAGAAGAAGUAAAGCAUAUUUUACCAUGUGCCAAUCAAAUUUGUCGUUUGGCAUUGACUUCUCCUGUAACAGUUGCAUCAAACGAAAGAUCUUUUAGUAAACUAAAAUUGAUUAAAACACAUCUUAGGUCAACAAUUGCUGAUGAGAGAUUAAAUUCUUUGGUUGUAUUGGGAGUAGAAAAAGACAUUGUUGAUCAAUUAGACAUAAAUAAAAUAGCUCAUCAGUGGUCAAUUUUAAAAAACCGACGUAUACAAAUUUAG
Melanaphis sacchari is the source of this 735-nucleotide messenger RNA. RefSeq lists its product as uncharacterized. The record is from RefSeq and is a predicted model, not a curated record. Bases 1 to 735 code for a protein of 244 amino acids. The transcript has a single exon. Gene Ontology annotation, molecular function: protein dimerization activity. NCBI's taxonomy places the organism in Eukaryota, Metazoa, Arthropoda, Insecta, Hemiptera, Aphididae.